Molecule: messenger RNA, 1788 nt
Organism: Manduca sexta (tobacco hornworm)
Lineage: Eukaryota; Metazoa; Arthropoda; Insecta; Lepidoptera; Sphingidae
Exons: 2
Coding region: 122-622 (166 amino acids)
Source: RefSeq, a predicted model, not a curated record
UGCGAUGUGAGCAAGUGGCAACAUUCAUAUUUGCCUGUCAUAUCUUAUUAUGACUUUUUUGUGAUGUUUAUUUUCACUGUUUUAUCACGCAUAUUUCGUAAAUUCAGUGCAGAUCUAAUUCAUGAUGAAAUGUAACGACUUCGAGAAAAGUAAAACUCGUCACAUGAAUCUUGAAAAUAUAGACAAAGCACUGCACGAGCUGGGCAUGCUGAGCGCGAUUACGGAGGCUAGGCGCGAGUAUUUACGCGAGACCAAGUCGAACUACAGCGUGAUGAGACUCAACACGCGUUACGUGUCUAACGUCACCGUGGGUUAUUGUAUGAAACGAGCGGCGAACAAAAACAGACUCUGCCCGUACGUGUUGCCGAUGAGGCACAGAACUAAGAGUGAAAACUCGGACGCGAUCGGUAGUGACGUGAGCGAUAGCGGCUGCGAGCUUAAAAACAGUUUGUUCGAACCGUCGACCAGUGGCUACUUCCACGACUGCACCAAGAGUCCGGCGAAGCGAUGUCAGUCGCUCGAGAACCUCAACCUGCUCGCGGACACGCCGCAGGGACAAGAAGUGUCGCCAGAAAUGGACUGUGUAUCAACAAGGAUCCAAAAGUUACAAGUUGACGAAUGACAUCCACCAAUGCCACAUAAUCUAGCGUGUUGACACAAGUCAUGUUUACUAUAACGACGGGGUAGUGAAUAGCAGUAGAAUUCAAGUGAUCUAAUGGAUGUUGAAUAUUGUUCAGUACGUCUGUACUGUUGCAGUAGUUUAAUAUUGAUGUUCCUAGUUUGGUGUAAUUGAUUUUGCAUGUGUUGUCACCCGUCAUUGAUUCUAAUCACCUCAUUGCAGCUAUAAUGAAUUGAAAAAUUAAGCAAAAAUUGUGCUCAAAAUUUUUUGGUACAAACUAGUGGUACUUGAUGUAUCAAUGUUUAGAUAUUUGUGAACUUGAUGAGUUUGUGAGUGGAAUAUGAUUUUUAUGGUUACCUAAAUAAGCACUAGUGUUUUUAAGAACAAAUUUAUUUUGUUUUGCCUAAGUCACAGAUGCACCUCAUCGUCACUACACUGUGUUGUUGGACCUUCAUUAAUUGUUAGAUUAUGAUUAUUUCGAUAAAAAUAAACAUGUAAUAAAAGACUGUGCAAAGAUCUCAUUUAUCAUUAUAAUCAGAUUCAUUCAAAUUGUCUUUAUGAAUACAUGUUUUAUUUAUUCCUCAGACACAUCGCUUUUGUGACUUAGAAAUAGAUACUUAUGUUUGUUAACAUAUUUUGUUAUUUUGUUCAUAUUAAUUUAAAUAACAAAUAUUUGAAAUAAAUAUUGCUUUGAUUAAUUCAUUAUUGAUUUUAUUAUUUUUAAGUUACAUCAUACACUUCUGAAACAUCUAGUUUCGUAACAUACCAGUUUAUCUAAUAUAGAUGUUGUAACAAUAUUUUGCAUAUUGAAUGUAUUCUUGUAGUCAUGUUAAUAGAAAUGUCAUGCCAUCCUAUAUUAACAUGUUAAUGUACAUAUUGAGUUUAUGAUUGUACCAUUAUUUAAUUAAAUAAUAGGAUCAACAUUAUUUGCAUGGAUGUAAACACCUGUUUCGUCUUUCAUUUGUACAUGUUACGGCAACUGUGUCCGCGCAGUUUGUUACUAUUUAUAUUUUAAUUACCUUACUUCUUCAAAGACAAUCUUCAAUAUUUUGUAUAGCUAAAACUUGCAUUUGUGAAAUGUAUUGUGUUAUUCGAAAAUCUUGUUUUAGAUUUAAGAUGGUAAAAUACCUAACACUUUACUAAUUCUAAUAAUAAAAAUACCAAGUGAA